Messenger RNA from Eurytemora carolleeae, 1038 nucleotides. RefSeq lists its product as uncharacterized. The record is from RefSeq and is a predicted model, not a curated record. Gene Ontology annotation, molecular function: DNA binding. NCBI's taxonomy places the organism in Eukaryota, Metazoa, Arthropoda, Copepoda, Calanoida, Temoridae. Bases 1 to 1038 code for a protein of 345 amino acids. The transcript is spliced from 7 exons.
AUGGAGAGAAUAUAUGAACUAGUACCAUUAAAUGUUCUUAAGGCGAUCAAGGAAUCUAAGUGUUCUAGCAGAGAGGAAUUUACUGAGUUCUCCUCAGGAACUAAUCUAGAGAAUAUACUCAGCACCUCCAGUAGUUUGGUCAAGGGACCAAGGAAGAAAAAGUUGAACUCGACAAAGAAACGGCGGAGCAAGGUUUGGACCUAUUUUGAGAUUUUAGUGGAUGGUGGCGGAGCUCAGUGUAAACAGUGUAGAGAAGUUGUAUCUAUGGAUCAGGGUUCAACUUCGCUAUUGAUUUAUCAUCUCAAGAAAUCCCAUCCAGACCAGUUCAAAGAUUUUGAGGAGUUGGCUGAGAAGAAGGUUGAAAUGGUGAUGUGUGAAUUCUGCUCAGAAACAUACGAUAGAAGGAAAACGUUGCAACACAACUAUACCAAUCAUUUCGAGAUAUGGGAGGACGCAGCUAAGGUUCGGUUUGCGACUGUUCGAAGUAAACUGCUAGAGAAGCAGUCCCGGGCCCCGCCUAGUUUCUACCUAUCCAGCUUCUUCACAGUAGAACCUGAUACCAGCACUGUGUGCAAACUAUGUCAGGUUAUCGGGCAGAACCGGGAUCCUUCACACAUGGAGGAGCACAUGAAUAACACCCACCCUAACCUGGUCCUAGAUCCUAGUAUCCGGAUGCCCCUCAGCAGGUGGCUUCUUCUCUCCUGGGUGGAAAACAAAGCCACCUGUCAUGCUUGUAAAACUCAGAUAAUGUCCGAGGAAGAGUACCUGAAUCACGUCCAAGAGAAUCACAAGGCUGAGCUGCUUGAUAUGCAGGACUGGGAUGAGAACAUUGAUAAUCCUGAUCCUCCGCUCAACUUCAAGACUGCUGUACUCUUGGAGAAGUACGACAGGACUGGAGGAUAUUGGGAGACUACAGCUCAACCUCAACCAUCCUCAACAGAGUUCGGGGUAGGUUUCUUUUUAAGUGGACAUAUUUUUCAAGGAUGUUUUCUUUUAUUUUUGAACAUCUCGCCCAUCCUUCCUGAUUGUUGUCUCUAA